GCCGCCAAGAAGCUGAAGAGCCUCAUCGUCGGCCAGGAUCAACGCAAGGAGUUGGCUGUUAAUGAGGGUGUCGUUCAGCCUCUUGCCAACAUCCUGUCCGCCGCCACCAAGUCUACAGGAAAGAGGAACCUCGAUGCUCGUGGCGCACGAAACUCUCAGAAUGAACAAUGGAGUAUUGAGGAUGAUCUCACACUACAGGCGGCCCUCAUCAUUGGAAGACUGGCAGCAGGCGGCUCGAUCUUCUUCCCUCCACUUUGUGCCGCUGAUGUUCCCAAGACACUGGUCGAAGCACUGUCCGCAGGUCUCAGUCCGCGGCUUGUGAAUGCCAUUCUUCAAGCACUGAAAGAGCUGGCUUCGUCUGCCUCCACGACCGAUGAUUCUCCUGUGGACUUUGAUUUCUGGUCCACCAUCAUCAAUGUGCAGAGCUUGGCAGUUCUGGACGGCAUACUCAAGCAAGACACUUCAUCAUCCGACGGCGCACAGCAGCUGCGUCUCGUCACGGACAUCAUUUCAGUCCUUCCCGAUAGUCGGCCAUCGCCAAAUGGUAUCAAGGCUCUGGUGGUCAAUUGCGGUGUCCUUGACACCCUCGCCGCUCUCAUGGUCUCUCACACCAUCAAGGCCUCGAUAGUGAGGCCCAACCGUGACUUCCCAAAGCUUCCGCCUGCUCCUCCUGAGAUCUGCCUACCGAGCAUCAUCGCUGCAAUAUCAACUGUCAUUACUGGAUCGAACUAUCGCGCGCAUAGAUUCAUCCUGGCAACUCCAAUCUACGAACUUUUCAUGCAUUCGGGAUUGGACGGCAGCGAUAGUCGCGCUUCGUUCGACGCCAAGCAUGGAUUCCAAAACCCGGACAUCAGUCUGCUCCCCCCACUGCACAUCCCGACCACCAGGACGGUCUCGCACAAUCCAGGCUCAGGCAACUUUCCAGCUCUUCAGACCUUGCAGAGCGUCAAGUAUGGCAAGAAUCCAUCAGAUACCACACCACUCGUGAGUGACAUCGAUCACUCGAAUUCUGUUUGUGGCUGGCUGCUCGUCUUGAUUCGAAGUCUUCACGGUCUCAACAGAAUCAAUGCAUUGCGUCUGCUUGCGCUUAGCGAGUUCCAGCAAAAGACCAAAGAGCGUCAACGGCAGCUCUGUCUUCUCGCUGUGCCACUUGCGGUGCAAAUUGUGAAAGACGUCAACGAGGGACAGCUUCCAACCAAUCUCCAAGAAAGCCGUGCGCUAAAAGAACAGGCUUGCGCCGUCCUCGCUCUCCUAAUCACAUGUCAUCGAGAUCUCCAGGCCGCCGCUGUCGAAGCGGACGCGAUCAAGCAAGUCUGUCCAAUCCUGAAGAAAAGCUUCGAUAACGUCACCCUGGCAAAGCCCAUGUGGUCAGCUCGAUCCAAGGUCGACGAGCCUACGGAUGCACCUGCGACGUGUCGCAUGGGCAAGGUCGUGUUCCCACCUGAGAUCUACCACGCCAUGCGGUGCCGCCAAGGUGCACUAAAAGCGCUGGAGGCCAUCGCUGCCAAAGAAGACGUCCACCGAAAGGCUAUCAUCGAAUCAGGUGUUGUCAGCUGUAUCAUCGACUCGCUGAAGCCCUUUAUUCCCAAUGCUGCGUCAAAUGCACUCGACAACCGGGUACCUAUCACGCCCAAGGACGGAAACACCGUCGCUGUCAUACUUGCAGCCUGUCAUGCGGCGCGAUCAAUGUCUCGCAGUGUCAGCGUGUUACGAACCAGCCUCAUCGAUGGUGGCAUAGCAAAGCCGCUUAUGCAGCUGCUCUCGCACCCAUCAUUGGAGGUGCAAGUGGCCGCCACAGAUGUGUGCUGCAAUCUUGUCACUGACUUCAGCCCCAUGCGGGAAGAGCUCUCACAGACUGGCGUGGUACGGACCCUGUGCGAGCACGCCCGAAGCAAUUCGCCAGCGCUGAGACUCUCCAGUCUAUGGGCGCUCAAGCAUCUUGUGUUUGCAAGUCCCAAAGAUCUCAAAUUUGCCACGCUGGAAGAGCUCGGCACUGGCUUCCUUGUGGGUAUCAUUCAGGGAGAGCAGCGAGAAGGGCCAUCGAAUGGUGGUGGUGUCAGCGUAAAUCUUAGUACUCCGAACGCGGCCGGCGAGCAGGUCGACAUCCUCAACCCGUCAUCCAUGGACGUGGACGAACCAAUCCAAUCCCGCACAUACUACCAAUCAUCGCAAAUGCGAUCCACCCUCGACCUACCCGCCCCAGCAUUUAGUAGCAAGCGCUACCUCUCCUCGAUGCGCGAACUCGAACAAGACGAAGAAUACCUCUCCCGCCGCGACGAAGCGGCCACUCAACAACAAGCCCUCGACUUCAUCCGCAACUUCAUCAACGGCGAAGACUGCGCCGUCUUCUCCGAUCACAUCAUGAACACCAUCGGCUCCGCCCAAGUCUACGAUCUCCUCACCGCCAAACUCGCCCCUCUCCCCUCUCGCUCCACCACCACCACCACCCGUCCCCUCCACAACCCUACCGAACUCAUCCUCUCCACCGUCCACGUCAUCAUCCACCUCGCCAACGCCUCGCCCCGCCACCGCCAAAUGCUCAUCGCACAAAAACCCCUCCUCUCCGCCUUACUCCCUCAUUUCCACCACCCCGACCCCCGCGUCCGCGUUAUGUGCGUCUGGGCGAUCAACAGCUUAACCUGGAUCGAAGAGGAAGGCGACCGCCGAGAAGCGAAACAGCGAUCGAACGAGUUGAAAGCGAUGGGGUUCGAGCAGGCGGUGAAAUCGCUCAAGGACGAUCCGGUCUUGGAUGUUAGGGAACGGGUCAAGACUGCGAUU
Messenger RNA from Zymoseptoria tritici IPO323, 2778 nucleotides. RefSeq lists its product as uncharacterized. Gene Ontology annotation, molecular function: protein binding. NCBI's taxonomy places the organism in Eukaryota, Fungi, Ascomycota, Dothideomycetes, Mycosphaerellales, Mycosphaerellaceae. The transcript has 3 exons. The annotation marks the transcript as partial. Gene Ontology annotation, cellular component: GID complex. The record is from RefSeq and is a predicted model, not a curated record. Gene Ontology annotation, biological process: proteasome-mediated ubiquitin-dependent protein catabolic process.